Molecule: messenger RNA, 1543 nt
Organism: Oxyura jamaicensis (ruddy duck)
Lineage: Eukaryota; Metazoa; Chordata; Aves; Anseriformes; Anatidae
Gene: PLGRKT
Product: plasminogen receptor with a C-terminal lysine
Exons: 5
Coding region: 72-515 (147 amino acids)
Biological process (GO): positive regulation of plasminogen activation
Cellular component (GO): plasma membrane
Source: RefSeq, a predicted model, not a curated record
GGCGGGCGCUGACCUCCGGCGGCUCACUGGCGCGGCCCGGGGACGAGCGGCGCCUUCCCCGCGAGGACGAAAUGGGGUUCGUCUUCUCCAAGUCCAUGAACGAAAACCUGAAAGCUCAGCAGGAGUUUAUGCUCAUGAACUCGCGGCUGCAGCUGGAAAGGCAACUACUGAUGCAGAAUCAGAUGAGAGAGCGACAAACAGCCAUGCAGAUUGCCUGGACACGGGAAUUUCUUAAAUACUUUGGGACAUUCUUUGGACUUGCUGCCAUAGGUUUAACAGCGGGAGCAAUAAAAAAGAAGAACCCAGGAGUUUUACUGCCAAUAGUUCCCUUAAGCUUUAUAUUUGCCUAUCAGUAUGAUAUGGGCUAUGGGACACUGUUGCAAAGGAUAAAAGGUGAAGCAGAAAACAUAUUGGACACCCAGAGCGCUUUGCUGGAACCACCAAAGGGAUCACUCACUUUUGAAGACCUGGAAAAAAUCAGAAGAUCUCAGAGCAAGUUCUUCAUAGAAAAAUAGGAGGAUGGUGUUGAAGCUUAGUAUCUGAGUUGUAAUUGUAAUGGUGUUUUGGGACUUAGGUGAAUCAUUAAAAUAUUGAGAAAAUUAAAUGUUUUUAUAAGUGAAAAGUAAAUCUUUUUUAAAAAAUCAGUACAUUCUAAAGCAAUGAUUUUCACACUGGAUGUGUCUCCCGAAAAUAUCUGUUGUUAUGGCAGGAUAUUUUUAUUGUUUAGAGUGAAAUACUGAAUUUCCAGUGUCUAUUGAGUCUGAAAAUAACUUUCACCUGUAGUAAAAAUGUGUGGUGCUGACCAAACUGACUAUAAUUGACAAAAAUAAGUUAAUGGGUAGUUACAAAUUUAUAGAAAUAUGAUUAUAAUUUUCAAACAUAUUUGAAGAUCAAUUUGAAGUCAGGAAUAGACAGUCAACUUCUUUGAAAAACAAGACACUUUUUAGUUGCUGUUCUUUAGGCAGUGAACUCACCAUCUAUGCUUCAAAUUCUGGAAUAAACAGCUUUUAUCAGAAGUAGGUUCAGAAAUAAACACGUCACUCACUAACUGUGUGUUUUACUCUUAUGAAAAACUGUAUUAAAGUAUAAGCAGAGAUAAUUUCUGAAAAAGAGAAAACAAAUUAUGUAGCUAUUUCCUGAAUCUUUUUCAUGCUUGUUUGACAUACUGAAACUCAGGAUAAUUUGUUUACAUGAAAUCAGAGUUUCACUACUAAGAUGAAUAUUAACAUAGACUAGCAGCAAGCAAAACUAUUAAUGUAUGUUUUUGUAAUGGGUACAUCCAAGGGGCCUUACAAGUACUGAAAAACUGAGAGAGUUUUGCAUGCCUUUACUGUAGCAUGAAAUAUACUGAGAGAGAAUAUGAUUUUAGUGUAUGUUAGUAUUCUGAUGUUAUACUUGGUAAAAAAUGCAACUUUCUGUAUUGGAAAUCAUGUUUAAAAAUGGAUUUUACUGUGUGUUUUGGAUGGAAACUCUUCUAGCAUUAAUCUAAUUGUGGGGAUUAAAACAAAUGCCCAAAAAGUAUCCAGUAAAGAAUUAAGCCAAA